This is a messenger RNA of Rotaria sp. Silwood2, 585 nucleotides long. The record is from the annotation of a GenBank genome assembly. Lineage: Eukaryota; Metazoa; Rotifera; Eurotatoria; Philodinida; Philodinidae.
AUGAGUUAUGAACAAUUUCAUAACAUGACAAGUGAACAAAAAGAUCGAAUGUGUGAUGGAGAUGAACUUAGGCAAAGAAUUCGUCAAUAUGAGAUGAAAGAGAAUAACAAUGAUGCUAUUAUUAAUAAUUCAUUAAAAAGACAUGCAACAAGUGAACGUCCAAGAUAUUCAGAUGAUGAUGAAAUUAUUUGUGAUAACAAUGAAUUGAAUACCGGAUGGACAACAGUACGUAGUUAUAAACAAAAGAAAAAAUAUAAUGAUAAAGAUGAUAGAGUUCCCUCUCAAUCAACAAGAACUUUUACAAACACAACAUUUCAACAACAAGGAAAUCAUCAACAGAAUGUCUUGACAAAUAAUACAAACAAUAAUUCAAUCAGAAAUAACAAUAAUAAUAUGAAAAUUUCGAAUCAGGCCCUUGUUUAUGCUGCUGAUUAUCAUUAUUCGUCAUUCAAAUUAGAAUGUGAACCGAAAUUAAAUGAUAAAAAACAAGGUGUUAAAAUGGUGAAUGAGUUAAUGAAAUAUAUUAAAAACGAUUUUUUACGUGCUUAUCCUCUUUUUACUAAACCGUUAUUAGUUGAUCUAUGA